Messenger RNA from Humulus lupulus (European hop), 316 nucleotides. RefSeq names its product ER membrane protein complex subunit 8/9 homolog. Lineage: Eukaryota; Viridiplantae; Streptophyta; Magnoliopsida; Rosales; Cannabaceae. The record is from RefSeq and is a predicted model, not a curated record. The coding region runs from base 2 to 262 and encodes 86 amino acids. The transcript is spliced from 3 exons. Gene Ontology annotation, cellular component: EMC complex.
UAUGUUAGAUAAUAAAAAGCUUGCUUCUUUGGAAAAGUCUAAGGAUCGGAGUCCUGUGAUGCAGCUUUAUGCAAAAGAUGCAUCAAAGAAUUGGAAGCUUGUUGGAUCAGAUGGAGGCUACCUUUUGACAACAAAAGAGCCAUCAGCAAAUGUGGUCCUAUUGGAUUAUAUUUCAACUGAAAAAUGGCAAGACGUGGUAGAUUUUGAUGACCACCUUGAUGACAUUAGCAAAGAUUGCCUAAACCCAGAACUCUUCAAGUAAUUUGGCCAUGUUAGCAUUUUUUGUCACUCGACUAUCGUUGAAAGUGUCUGGGAU